Molecule: messenger RNA, 1254 nt
Organism: Brassica rapa (field mustard)
Lineage: Eukaryota; Viridiplantae; Streptophyta; Magnoliopsida; Brassicales; Brassicaceae
Source: RefSeq, a predicted model, not a curated record
AUGGACGAAACUCCAUUACUGGUUCAUCCAGAACCCAUAACUGGCGACGAUAUGAUUUCUAUACCGGAGAUGAUGUUUGCGGCGGGGGAAGAACCGGUUGGAGUUAGAGUUCUUACUUACCAGUCCUCAAGAUCCAUUAAUCACAUACUUGAAUCGCUCGAAGACGAUGAGAUCCAGACAUUGCGGAUGUCCCCCUUUUGGAAGAUCGUGGAGAUAAGCGAAAAACCAAGUUUUUCGGGAAGAUUUGCUCGAUUCAUGCUUUCACGGCAGCUAAAGGUCGAGAAGAAACACGAGGCUUGGUUUCGGUUUGCUGGGAAACCAAUAAGGUUUUCCCUACGCGAGUUCGCAAUUGUUACGGGACUAAACUGCGGGGAGUAUCCUAAAAAAUCCAAAACCAAUUCGAAGCUGAAGAGAAAGGCAAAACCCUAUUGGCCCGAGUUAUUUGGCAGAAGCGAUGAUCUUCGGGUAACAACAGCAUUGAAAAAUCUGAGGAGAAAAACGGUAACAGAUAAAGAAGUUAGGAUUAAGUUGGCAUGUCUGGCGAUCGUGUCUUCGGUUCUACUGGCUACUAACUUGAAGAUGAAGAUGAUUAAGGAGCAUGCAGAUGCAAUGGUAGACUUGGAAGAGUUCUUUUCCUUUCCGUGGGGUCGACUAGCAUUUGAAAUGCUUAUGGGAAGUAUAAAACAACGAAACGAGGUCUCCUUAUCGACGGAUACAAUUGCUGUGAAGGGUUUUGCCUUGGCUCUGCAACUGGUUAUGGUUGAGGCUGUACCCACUCUUACGGAAGUGGUUAUGGAAAGUUACUCAUCUUCUGACUCAGACAGCUCCGACGAUGGAGAUGAUUUCAUUCUAAAGAAGAACAGACAGAAAACACUGAGCCCCGGACAUGCGCGAGAACUUGACAAAACAAAAGAUGUUGUAGUUAGAAGCAUAAUCCCUGAGGACCCGGAUAGACCCAUACUCGCUGAUACUCUUCAAUGGGCAGACGAGGUCAUGGACCAGAAAGUCGACAAUCUGUUAAGGCUUGUAAACGAAGGUUAUUCUUUCACCGCUGAGAUGUUCAAAGGAGGCGCUACAAAAGUUGACGUGGAAAGAAUGCGUGUGAUACCCGCAGAUGGGGGGAAGCGGAAGAGGAAAACCAAACCCGUGAAACAAAAAGAAACGGAGGAGGAGAAGCGUAUUGCCGCAAUUGUGCUGUCGAUGCUGCAAAGCGAGGUUGAGAGAGUCGAUGCAAAUGUUGCCAACGCCGUUUAG